AUGAUGGUGCUUAUGAGUUGUGAUUAAUAAAAUCACCAGCAUUUUAAACAACCAGAGUAGCAGAUUUCUGAUUUAAUGUUUCUCCUCCAAUAUGGAAGUUAAUUUAAUGGUAAUUAGUGACUCAAAAAAUUACAAUAUUUCUAUCAUAAUUAGAUCUAACCUGUCAAAAACAACUGGAUUCAUUUCUACAACCAGAAGAGUUCAUAAACAUUUAAGGUUAACAUUGGAGUGAGCUUGAGAAAUCUGGUCUCACAAUCAUGAAAAAUUUCUUUUCUCUUAGAUCUUCCAACAUUUUACUUGUUCUUGUUCUGGUUUUGAGCGACGCCCUUCACACUUUCGCAGCAGAAGAAGAUAGACAGGUAUACAUUGUGUACAUGGGAAAUCUUGUUGAAAAAGAUCGGUCUCUUUCAUCGUACCAUUUUAACAUGCUUCAACAAGUUGUUGACAGCAGGUUUUUGAGACAAUCCUUAGUUAGAAGUUACACAAGAAGUUUCAACGGGUUUGCAGCCUAUCUCACGGCUCAAGAACACGAAAAGUUGGCCAGUCAUGAAGGAAUAGUAUCAAUUUUUCCAAGUUCAAGUUUUUACCCCGAAACUACAAGAUCUUGGGAUUUCAUGGGAUUUCAUAAAAAUGUUCACCGGAAUCCCACAGUCGAGAGUGACACAAUUAUUGGUGUCAUCGACACUGGAAUUUGGCCAGAGUCGGAGAGUUUCAGUGACAAAGGCUUCAGCCUUCUUCCUAAGAAAUGGAAAGGUGCUUGCAAGGGUGGAAAGAACUUCACCUGCAACAACAAACUGAUAGGGGCUCGUCACUAUAACUCGCUGCCUCUACCCGAUGAUUCUUCUAGAGACGUAGUGGGCCAUGGCACUCACACCGCUUCGAUAGCAGCAGGAAACUACGUAAAACAUGCUAGUUUCUAUGGAAUUGCCAGAGGAACAGCCAGAGGAGGGGUUCCCUCAUCAAGAGUUGCAGUAUACAAAGUUUGUCAUCCUGAUGGCUGCCAAUCAGAAGAUAUACUAGCUGCAUUCGAUGAUGCCAUAGCUGAUGGAGUUGAUAUCAUCACAAUCUCCAUAGGGGCUCAAACAGCAUCUCAACUGAUGAAUGAUCCCAUUUCAGUUGGCGCUCUUCAUGCAUCACUAAAGGGCAUUUUAGUGGUGCAAUCUGCAGGGAACACAGGGUCGAAGAAAUCAACUUCCAGCAUUGUCCCAUGGAUUUUCUCAGUUGCCGCAAGCAGUACUGAUAGGGGGAUCAUCACCAAAGUUGUUCUUGAAAAUGGGAGUGUAUUGACAGGAAAGGAAGUGAAUGCCUUCAGCUUGAAGCAGAAUAGUCACUCCUUAGUAUCCGGGCAAGACGUCACAGGAAACUGUGACAAAGAAGUGGCAAAGUACUGUUAUCCAGGGUGUUUAGAGCCUAGUUUAGUGAAGGGAAAAAUCGUCGUCUGCUACUCCAACAUAGGCAUAGGGGAAGCCUUCAUUGCACGAGCUAUUGGAUCAGUUGCCUUGUCUGAUAUUUGUGAUGAUGUUUCCACAGUUGUUCCUAUUGCAGCCUCCAGUUUACAGGAGCGUGACUUUCACGUCGUCCAGAGCUACCUCAACUCCACAAAAUUCCCAAAAGUGGAAAUAAUGACUAGUGAAUCAGUGAAAAAUCAUGAUGCCCCUCUAGUUGCUAGCUUUUCCUCAAGAGGUCCAAAUAUCAUCAUCCCAGAUAUUUUAAAGCCAGAUGUAACAGCACCUGGAACCGAAAUCCUGGCUGCUUUUUCACCUCUGGCGUCGCCAUCAGAUGCCUAUGGAGACGAUAGAUCUGUCAACUACAACAUACUUUCUGGAACAUCGAUGUCUUCCCCUCACGUUGCUGGAGUAGCUGCUUAUCUAAAAUCAUUGCAUCCUAGCUGGUCCCCUUCAGCAAUUAAAUCAGCUCUUAUGACAACUGCUUGGAAUAUGGAUGCCACAAAAGAUCCACUAGCAGAAUUCUCGUAUGGCGCUGGGCAUAUUGAUCCAGUGAGAGCGGCAGAUGCAGGCCUCGUUUAUGAAACAGUCGCGGAGGAUUAUGUCAAGAUGCUGUGCAGUUUGGGUUACAAAACUGCAAAACUGAGAAAGAUAUUUGGAGUGAACAGCAGCUGCCUAACUGGAGGGCUGAUUACGCCAAAGGAUCUUAACUACCCUUCCAUGACUGCCUGUGUUAAGGCUAAUGGUAACAAAGUUGUGACCUUUUCUGAGAAAUUCACAAGAGUAGUUACAAAUGUUGGACCUGGGAAUUCAACGUACAAGGUGACAACGACUAAAAGCUCAGACUACGUCGUUUCAGUGGAGCCUAGCAUCCUUACAUUUGGAGCUACAAACGAGAAGAAAUCAUUUGAAGUGGUCAUUAGUGGGAAGACUAAUGUGAAAAUGGUAUCAGCCUCUUUGGAAUGGUCUGACGGUGUUCACAGAGUCCGGAGUCCAGUUGUUCUAUAUACGGACGAUUUAUAGCUCCACUUGUCCAUUAUCAAGGAAACUCGCUGCUCUCUGGAUUCACUUUAUAGAUUAUUCAUUAUGAAAACUAAAGAUAGCCAAAUUUCUUGUAUUAACAACAUCACAGGUUAUAUUGAAGUUUCCACUUUCACUUAGGAAAACUGAUUCAUGUUUUAGAGUGAAGCCCUAAGAAAAAUCUAAGCCUGAAAAUGUUAAUAUAUUUACUCAAUAUGCCUAUGCAGUCAAACUCUCCAAACUGAUUUCUAAAAGAUUAUUUUUGGGAAUGACUAGGAAAGAUAAAUUCAAUAUUUUGGCAUAAAUCAGCCAACCAUGGUUGUUGUUUAAUUUCUUGAUCAUCGCUUCAAGUCAAACAUAAUUAAUUAUAUUUGCAACUUUUCGUUACACAUCACCUGUGAAAUCCAGAUCUUCACAAUCUGAAUUCUAGAUGUAGCUUGUAAUCAAGUCAUAAUGAUCUCAAUGAGAUUUUGCAACUAAAAGGAGUAGUGUGGCUUCUGAUAAAAGCAGUGUGGAAGCAAUCUGAACUCAUAUUCCAAUAAUCAGGUAAAAAUACAAAGCUAACUCAUAUUCCAUAUGAAUUCAGUAUUUCGUAUCAAUCAUCUUACCAUGCCUCCAUUCUCUUCUUCAAACAUUUAUCUUUUGCUAGUUUUCUGUUUUGUGGCUCUGAUAAGGGAUUGUCUUAGUUUAGAAGAAGAAAGAAAUGCAUGCUUCUUUAAUCUUUGUUUUGUUAUGUUAAGUGGUUGCUAAUUCAACCAAACCACGUUUAUUUAUGCACUAAUCCAGUUCAUUUUUGUUCACCAAACUAGGUAUACAUAAUACACCUGAGAAGUGGUGCUAAAACUGGUCAGUCGCCUUCAUCGUCCCAUUUAAUUUCCACCUACUUCAAGAGUUUGUGGAUAGCAGGUAAUAUAUUGAAUUGGUGUUCAAGUGCAGAGCUUUUUUUUUCAAGAAAAGUGAUGAAAUGUG
Messenger RNA from Salvia miltiorrhiza (redroot sage), 3434 nucleotides. RefSeq names its product subtilisin-like protease SBT4.13. The coding region runs from base 258 to 2468 and encodes 736 amino acids. Gene Ontology annotation, molecular function: serine-type endopeptidase activity. NCBI's taxonomy places the organism in Eukaryota, Viridiplantae, Streptophyta, Magnoliopsida, Lamiales, Lamiaceae. The transcript is spliced from 10 exons. The record is from RefSeq and is a predicted model, not a curated record. Gene Ontology annotation, biological process: proteolysis.